AUGCCUAUAAAAAUAAACGAAUAUAUUCAGGUAAUGUUGAUGCAUCAAAGAAUUAUUCGACAAAUUUUAUUGAUAUUAUAUCUUCUUCUCAAUUAUGGCGGGGUUCAAGGAAAAACAACGUUAUCUAAAAUUGAGGAGUUAGAGUUGGAGGAACAACUUAAGCUUCUCAACAAGCCAUCAAUCAAAACAGUUAAGAGUAAGUCUGGAGAUACAUAUAAUUGUGUGGAUUUCUACAAGCAACCGGCAUUUGAUCAUCCUCUAUUAAAGAAUCACAAUUUUCAUCCGGAGAUGAAACCUACUUUAGCUAGGUCAAAACAGAAUUCAAGUACCUCUGCAUCUAAUUGGUCAUCGAGGAUAUGGUCUGAAGAUGGUGGUUGUCCCUUUGGAACGGUUCCCAUUAAAAAAAUUACUAAAGAAGAUCUUAUUAGACAAAGAAAUAUGCCACCACCAGAAGAUCAUGUAACAUCUAAUCCUAAAUUCACUAUGAUUGCCGAUGUAUCUUCACAAGUAUACAUGCUUGCAAUAGUUCGAAUUCCAAAAAAUCCACAUAACAAGUUUGGGGGAGCUGGAAUGGCCAAUAGUAUAUGGAAUCCCCUUGUUGAAGGUCAACAACACAGUGCAUGUCGAUUGAAAGUUCAGAAAGGAUCAGACAUCUUACAAGUUGGUUGGAGAGUAGAUCCAACAUUAUAUGGCGAUAAUAACACUAGGCUUUUUGUGCAUUUUCAGGCUGGUAAUAAACAUUGUUUCAAUGUACUAUGCUCGGGAUUUGUAUUAGUAAGCAGUGAGACACCUAUUGAUAUGGUUUUUAAAGAUGUUUCACACCAUGGAGAAGGGGGUUCAUGGGAAGCCACAAUGUACAUUGAUCGGGAUCAAGCCAAUGGCAACUGGUGGUUUUUAUUUGAGAAAAGUUAUAAAAGAAUUGGUUUUUGGCCUCAACAAAUCUUCACUGACUUGAGAGGUUUUGCUGAUAACAUUGAGUGGGGAGGCGUCGUGUAUAGCCCACCGGGUGUGCCUAAACCUCCAAUGGGCUCAAGUAUUUUUCUUGUUGGAAACACUGCAGAUGAUGCUUAUUGUAGGAGGCUUAGCGUUUUAAAUGCUGAAGGUGCUACAGUAGACGUAGAUGAAACGACAAUAUAUGUUGAUGAUCCUCAUCUGUAUCAAGUUUCGGAUAUCCCACAUUUCAGACCUGGAAAGUUCCAACACGUUGCAUUUUAUGGGGGGCCGGGAGAGAGUCAAAAACUCCAAAUGUAA
Messenger RNA from Solanum verrucosum, 1251 nucleotides. RefSeq lists its product as uncharacterized. The record is from RefSeq and is a predicted model, not a curated record. The coding region runs from base 1 to 1251 and encodes 416 amino acids. NCBI's taxonomy places the organism in Eukaryota, Viridiplantae, Streptophyta, Magnoliopsida, Solanales, Solanaceae. The transcript is spliced from 8 exons.